Molecule: messenger RNA, 2649 nt
Organism: Trichoderma citrinoviride
Lineage: Eukaryota; Fungi; Ascomycota; Sordariomycetes; Hypocreales; Hypocreaceae
Product: N-terminal binuclear Zn cluster-containing/DNA binding domain-containing protein
Exons: 6
Coding region: 1-2649 (882 amino acids)
Biological process (GO): DNA-templated transcription; regulation of DNA-templated transcription
Cellular component (GO): nucleus
Molecular function (GO): DNA binding; zinc ion binding; DNA-binding transcription factor activity, RNA polymerase II-specific
Source: RefSeq, a predicted model, not a curated record
AUGAACGCUCCGCAUCGUCCUCCGCAGCAGCCUGUGGCCUUGCCCCCCCAGCGGCCGCAGGUUGGCAUUGAGCGCUUGCCUGCGCGGAAUGUCACCACCGAGCCGCGCGAGUCCAUGAACUGCAAGUCGUGCCGCAAGCGAAAGAUCAAGUGUAAUCGCCUUCGUCCUUCUUGCGAAGCAUGCUUGGUGUUUCAAUGUCCAUGUAUAUACGAUGCUGUACCGAAGAAGCGCGGGCCAAAGACGGAUGUCUUGGAGGCUCUCUUAAAGAGAGUGGAUGGGUUGGAGGCCAAGCUCAAGGAGAAGAACGCCGAAGGCGAGCAGACGACGUCGUCAGCGGCAACACAGCAGCCGGCAGCAGCUGAACCAUCCACAAAGAGGCAGCCAGACGAGCGAGACACUGCAGAACCCGCCGCCAAGCGGAGAGCCACCGAGGACAAGACGCCCAACGUUACAGAGCUGCCGUUGUACUCCCCACAGACGUCGACAGCUGGGGAUCCCGCCACCCCGUCUAUACAGACCGACGCCCUUCUCGAUACCUACUUUAACCGCUUCCACAACAAGCCCUUUCACAUCUUUGACGAGUCGGCGAUACGGAAACGCAUUCAGCUCAAGCAGCUUCCCCCCUUUCUCUUUGACGCCAUUGCCGCAGUCGCCGCCAGGCACACGCCACAUCCUCGCGGUUUCCGGGCCGCUGUCAAGCUGGGCGACGAAUAUGCCUCUCGAGCCAGGAGUGCCAUUGACAUCGAUGAGCCGUCCAUCGACAAUCUCCAGGCCAUUGUUCUACUGGCGAUUGCAUAUACCGCCUCGGGCAAGGGGAGGAAGGCGUUUAUGUUGAUAACCAAUGCCAUUGGCAUGAUCAUGGCACUGGAACUGCAUCGUGAGAUGGACCAGCAAGCACAGGUGACACCGAUGGAACGCGAAACGCGGAGGCAGCUCUUUUGGUCAUGCUACUUGCUGGAUCGCUUCUCGGCCUCCGGCUCUAAGCGGCCAUCCCUCAUUGGCGAUGAUGCCAUUGCAUUACGGCUCCCGUCAUGGUCUCCGGCGGUCUCCGGCCUUCCCGUGGACGGCGAUUUCUUCCUCUGCGGAUCUAAUCUACAGUACUUUCAGGGCAGCGGCAAAAAGUCCCAGGGUAGCUCGGGCAUGCUCAUCGACAUCACGCGCAUUCUCGGCGUCACGAACCGGUAUCUGGCGGCUGGAGGCGUCAAGGGCGACUCGCACUUCCCCUGGCACUCGCUAUCAAAUCUGUCCAAGAUCAGACAGGAUCUCGAUGUGUGGGCGUCGGGCACGGACGGCAUCUUCGCGUCGAUGGAUGUUCUCUUUGGCCAGCCGGACUCGACCGUUCUUGUCCUGUGCAAGCUCAUCUACCACCUCAUCCACUGCUUGAUCUACCGUCCGUUCCUCCCCAUCAGCCUAGCUGAGCUGGCAGGAAACGGGCAGCACCAGUCGUGGCAGAUCGAGGCGACCAACAUGUGCUUCUUCCACGCGAAUGCCAUCACGGAGCUCGCCGAGGUCGGCAGGCAGAUGCAGACCAUCGAGUGGCCGUCCUUUGUGGGCUACUGCAUCUGCACCGCCGGCACCGUCCACAUCCACGGCGCCCACUAUGGCAAACAGGGCGGCAGCGGCGAGAUCAGCGUCUUUAGCUCGUCUUCAGACUUUUUGUCCCGCGAAAUGCAGCUUUUGAGCGACCUGCGGUUUACCUGGGCCAUUGUGCAGCACCAACGGGAUAUGCUCCAGCGACUGUACGAGGCACACAGAGAGCUGGUCAAGACCAUCACCGGAAGCACAAUGCGGUACACGCCCGGAUUCCAGCUCGAGGACUUUUUCGACCGGUAUUCCAACAUUGGAGGGCCUGGGGGGCCGACCUUCCACUUUGAUACCGCCAACCUUAGCCUGGCCGACGAACUGGUCGACUACUCCAACGAGCCGACUCCCCUGUCCGAUGUACAGUCUCCUUGGCCUACGGAGAACAGGCCGAACCCCAAGAUCAAAAAGCCGUCCCAGUCGUCCCUCCAGGGCAUACCUCUGCCUCUCACGCCCACGAUGACGGUCACGAGCUAUCCCCGCCAGUCCCUACCCAUGCAGCAUGGGCUGAUGCCGGCCCCGUCAACGCCUGGGGUGGGUGCCAUGGCCGAGAUGAUGCCCGCUCACAUGGAUGCUCACCGGCAACAGCACCACAUGAGUGCCAUGCGCAGCACCGUCGACGUCACUUCGGCCGCCCACCCUGCCAUGGCUGGCUUCGGUCUUGGACACCCAGGUCACCCCGGCCCAGGAAACAUGGCCUCCAUGGCCGGGAUGACAUUCAGCCCCGCGUUCAACUACAACCUGGGGCCUUCCCACGCGGCAGGCGGUGUGCCUCAGCAGCAGGUCAUCAACGACGCCAGCGGAGGCUUCGACGCUAUGUUUGGAACGAUCACGGCCAGCGCGUACAACAGCCCGCCCACAUGGCAACCAGGGGUCAGCCAGGCAACGCCGGGAGCUACGGCUCCUAGCCCCAGCACAAAGAGCAACACGGGCAGCACGGGCACGACGGGCGAGGAGAAGGAUCCUUUCAUGAGCCUCUUGGAGCAGCUAGCCAACGACGAGCAGCGGCAAAGCAGCGGGUUGAAGAGCGAGCUGGAUUACUUCCUGACCAGCGGUGGCGCUCCAUAA